AUGUGCGUUGACUACACCGAUCUUAAUCGUGCUUGUCCAAAGGACUGCUACCCCCUCCCACGGAUCGACCAGUUGGUCGAUGCAACGGCCGGUCACGCCCACCUUUCGUUCAUGGACGCCUUCUCCGGCUACAACCAGAUCAGGAUGGCACCCAAGGAUCAGCAGCACACCGCCUUCCUCACCGACCAAGGGGUGUACUUCUACAAGGUUAUGCCAUUCUGGCUGAAGAACGCCGGGGCUACAUAUCAAAGGACCAUGAACAGAAUGUUUGCUCAUCAGAUAGGGAGAAACAUGAAGGUCUAUGUCGACGAUAUGAUUGUGAAAAGUCGCACGACAACGACUCACUUGUCCGACUUGGCCGAGACCUUCGACACAAUACGAAGGUACAACAUGCGACUCAACCCUGCCAAGUGCGCUUUCGGUGUCAACUCGGGCAAAUUCCUCGGGUUCAUCAUACAUGAAAGGGGAAUCGAUGUGAACCCCGAAAAGGUACGGGCAAUUAUCGACAUGCAGGCCCCUCGGACAAUCAAGGAAGUGCAGCGCCUGAACGGGAGGCUCGCCGCCAUGUCAAGGACCCCAAGAACUUCGCAUGGACGGCGGAGUGCGAGGAGGCUUUUCGCCCAUGUGAAGGAGCAUCUGGCGUCACUCCCUCGCCUCGCUUCGGUGUCCCCUCGGGAAAGGCUGGGUGUCUACCUGGCCGCCUCUCGACAUGUAGUAAGUUUUGUAUCGAUCAAGGAGGUUUCUGGAGAGCAGCUGCCGGUUUACUACGUUAGCCAUGUUCUUAACGGACCUGAGGAGCGAUACCCUCCGAUCGAGAAACUGGUGCUGGCGCUCGUAUUGACUGCCCGGAAGCUGCGCCCCUACUUCCAAGCUCAUCCGAUCGAGGUAAUUACUGACCAACCGCUUCGGCAGAUUUUGUCUAAGUUUGACCUUGCAGGUCGCCUCCUCAAGUGGUCAGUAGAGCUCGGUGAAUUCGACAUCCAAUACGUCCCGAGGACCGCCAUCAAAGCGCAAGCGGUGGCCGACUUCAUCUCAAAACUAACUCAGCCCGAGGACAAGGAUCCGAAAUGCGUGAAGGUGGAAUGGCUCCUCUGCGUGGACGGAUCAUCCAGCCGAAAAGGCGUGGGGGCCGGGUUGGUCCUAGAAGCCCCCGAUGGGCGCUCGUUCGAGCGCUCCCUUCGCUUCGGAUUCAAGGCCACCAACAAUGAGGCGAAGUAUGAGGCACUGCUGGCGGGGCUCAGACUAGCCGUCGAAAUGCAAGUGGGCGACAUACGCGUCCUCACUGACUCACAACUGGUAGCCGAACAGCUCAUCGACGGGUAUGAGGCCCGAGACCCAACCAUGUCGAAGUAUCUGGCAGAGGUAAAAGCUCUCGCCACCCAUUUUUCUCGCUUUACAUUAUCCAGGGUGCCGAGACUCCAAAAUGAGCGAGCGGAUAUGCUAGCAAAACAAGCCUCGAGGUCGGGUCCCGGGGGCAAGCCCGACGUGGAGGAACUCCCCACCCACGCCAUCACGGUCGCGGCGGUGGCCACCGCUGGCCCACCAACGACAUGGGUGCAAGAGAUGUUACAAUUCAAACGUCACGGGACGCUUCCCGAAGAUGAAGUCGCGGCUCAGUGCCUACGCCGAACCCAAGCCUGGUACUGUGAAAUCAGCGGACGGUUGUACAGGAGGUCGUAUUCACUCCCCCUCCUGCGUUGCCCGGAGCCUGAAGAGGCUCAGUUAGUUCUUGCUGAGGUCCAUGACGGGAUUUGCGGUGAGCACAUAGGUGGGCGCACCCUGGCGUUCAAGGCGCUCCGUCAAGGAGUCAUCAUCACUGACAAUGGGACGCAGUUCGCCAGUGCUCGGUUCAAAGAGUUUUGCGCGACCUAUGGCAUACAGCUGAGGUUCAGCUCGGUCGCGCAUCCCCAAACGAACGGGCUGGCCGAGGUGACCAACCGAGCCAUCCUGGGCGGACUCCGGAGAAGGACGCUCGUGGCCCGAUCCGCUUGGGUCGACGAACUCCCGAGCGUCCUAUGGUCCUUGCGGACCACGCCUAAAACCGCAACUGGGGAAUCCCCCUACAACCUAGCGUUCGGUAACGAGGCCGUCCUGCCCGCCGAGGUGGAGAUUACCACCCCACGAACGGAAUCUUAUGAUGAAGGGACAUCGGCCGACAGACUCCGAGCCGGAUUAGAUUUGCUCGAGGAGAGGCGAGCCGACGCACACCUGAAGGCCCUCUCAUACAAAAGAGUCAUCGCCAGGAUUUACAAUAGAAGGGUGCGCCCCCGACCUAUCAGGUUGGGCGAUCUGGUGCUGCGCAGGGCCGAGGUAAGUAACCCGACCCGAGCGCACGGUAAACUCACUCCCAAAUGGGAAGGACCUUAUCGGGUCGUUGAGAUCGUCCGACCGGGCACGUACCGACUCGUGACAUUGGCUGGCUGUUCUUUGCCAAGGACAUGGAACGCCCAAAACAUUAAGAAGUUUUUCGUAUGA
Molecule: messenger RNA, 2475 nt
Organism: Musa acuminata AAA Group (dessert banana)
Lineage: Eukaryota; Viridiplantae; Streptophyta; Magnoliopsida; Zingiberales; Musaceae
Exons: 3
Coding region: 1-2475 (824 amino acids)
Biological process (GO): DNA integration
Molecular function (GO): nucleic acid binding; RNA-DNA hybrid ribonuclease activity
Source: RefSeq, a predicted model, not a curated record